UGAACUCAGCUUAAACAGGACUAACAGCAUUUUUUCAUGGCCGGUUGCUCACUCGAAGCUCUAGUCUUGAUUCUAUCGACAUGCUUGAAAAAUGUGGCAGAAUCAUACGCCGAACGACAUGAGAGGAUGCCUCUGUUUGCUACGUCUCCGAAAAACACUGACUCCUUGGCCCAAUUGUGGGCCUGGGCAAUUGCUCGCCGAGUGGGAAUAUGGUUGAGCGACAAGAAUCAUUAUGAGGAGUUCGGUUUAGCUAGUUAAAACACAUAUACACCGGUCUUCUGACUAUUGCGGGAACGGGCAAGCUGGGGUAGCUGAACGGGUAGUGGGCCUUCAGUGAAUUGAGCCUCCACGGAAGCUUGUCUGCCACCACAUACGCAAUGGCGGAGACUGUGGUCAUAAAAUGAGGCCCUCCACAGUUAAGCCAUUUCUUCCUCGGUUCUGUCAACAGGAUCGUGACCAGUGAUGUGGCCGUAAGCGCACUGCAGUCAGAUGCUAAGCCUCACUUGGUCUGUUCAACAGCCACAGGAAACGCAGGAUUUCAAUCGGUCAUGACCGAUCAACUUUAUGGCUAACUGGGAAAAUGAAGCGACGAGAAGUCUACAUACCAACAUGUUGUAGAACAUAAAAGUUGCAAUCCAUGACUCUAUCGGCAACAUUGCACUACAUCCUCUCCCCUCACAUUUCCAUCUAAGAAGUGAAAAACAUUGAUAUAUGAUCAGCGCGGCGCCUCCUCCGUUUACUCAUAUUACUUGUGACUUUACGGUUAUAAAACAUACCACAGGAUCUUAUAAUAUCUUUAGCAUUUCUACUUAUUGAAUACUCCUACCUCUCAAACAAACUGCGAGAAGGACUCUCUUCCCUUCAACGCCAUCAUGAACGGCUCCAUUCCUCACAACACGAUGGGGAAUCCCGGGCAUCAUGUAGCUGGAGAUCACAUCGGACAAACACCUUAUGGAUACCCACAACCCCAUAUCGUCGACAUGUUCUUCCCGGGAUUUUCACUCUUCUCAACCGCCCUCAAGAAUUACACCGCAAUCGACCUCAACAUUUAUAUUCCAGUACUCAUGAUUCUUGGCAUACUAAUCUUCUGUUGGCAAUACAUUGAAACGUGGUUCUGGAUUGAGCUCGAUGCCCAUUUCAUGUCAUCUGCUGAUAUACGCGUCGACGAUGAAAUGUACAAUAUGGUAAUGGCUUGGGUAUCGGAGCAGCCGUUUGCACAACGAUCUCGUCGAUUCGUCGCCAAUACCAAUUUAAAUAGUCGUAUGUGGUUCAUGUGGCAAAACGAAAAUGAGGAGGAACAGGAAGAGAACGAUGACGACUUCGAGCUUGAUGAGGAGGGAAAUCCUAUCCCUAAGAAGGCGUCGGAGAAAGAGAAAAAGGUUAGAUUUACGCCAAGCUUCGGAACUCACUACUUUUGGUACAAGAGAAGAUUGUUACAGUUUCGCCGCUCGCAGAGUGCGCCAAUGACUAAUUCUGCUGUGAGCGAAAGGGAGGAAAUCUCACUUUCUUCUUUCGGACGGAAUCCUCGCAUUCUCAAGGAAUUACUCGAUGAAUGUCGCCAAUCAUUUCUUAAGAACGAUGAGAAUCGAACCAUUAUCUACAGAGGCGGCUCCAAGUCUGGCUCUUUUGGAGAGCCUGGCUGGACCCGUCUUGUUUCGCGUAUCUCACGCCCUUUCUCCACAGUUGUUCUGGAUGAAGCCGUCAAGCAGAAAGUCAUUGCUGAUAUGAAAGAUUAUCUUCAUCCAUUUACCCGACGUUGGUAUUCUAACCGGGGUAUUCCGUACCGCCGUGGAUAUUUGCUUCAUGGACCACCUGGAACAGGGAAAAGUUCUCUUAGCUUCGCGAUUGCUGGAUAUUUCAAGCUUAAGAUUUAUAUCGUUUCUUUAAAUUCCGGAUCUAUGAACGAGGAGACUUUAAGUACACUGUUCGCCGAGCUUCCCAAACAGUGCGUCGUUCUUCUCGAAGAUAUUGAUACAGCGGGCCUUACCCACACUCGUGAUGAAGAUAAGGAGGAUGAUGACUGUGAAGAAUUCGGUCCUAAAUCUCCGUUGACCAAGGCAACCAAGACUUUGGAAGCUAUGGCAAAGAAAAAUAGCAACAAGGAGGAAUCGGGCAAGAUCUCUUUGAGUGCGUUACUCAAUGUGAUCGAUGGAGUCGCAUCACAAGAAGGAAGAAUUCUCAUCAUGACAACAAAUCAUAUCGAAAAGUUGGAUGAGGCACUUAUCAGACCAGGAAGAAUUGAUAUGACGGUCCAUUUUGACCUGGCUACUAAGGACAACAUGGAACAAAUAUUCAGAGGUAUUUACGCAACUCUUGAGGGCGAUUACCCUGAGCCCAAGGGUUCUGAAAGUGGGUACUCUGCUUCUGGUAGUGUUAAAUCUGGCACUUCGAGAGGGAGAAGUUCGGGUAGUGAAGUAUCAAGUAGUGGGAGGGGAAUGCACAAGAAGAAACCUACGAGUGCAUCGCGAGAAAGGAGGGUACAGGUGGAAUUAGAUAGAAUUAUCGCGGCAGAGGAGGAACAAAGAAGAGUUGAGGAUGAAGAAAGGGUAGCAAAAUUAGCCAAACUCUUCAGUGAGAAGGUUCCCGAGGGAAAGUUUAGCCCAGCGGAGAUUCAAGGGUAUUUGUUGAAGCAUAAAAGGAGUGCGGAAGAUGCCAUUGAAGGGGCAGAGCAAUGGGUAAAGGAAAGAGAAGAGGAGAAAGAGAGAGCGAAGUUGAAGGAGAGUGAGGAUAGGGAAAGGAGAGAAAAGGAAAAGGCAAAAUUAGAGUCAGAGAUUGAAAAGUUGAAGAAAGAGAAGGAGGAAGCCGAGAAGGAGGAUGACGAGGAAGGUGGAAUUGAUAAGGUAUUAAAUGAAGUUGAAACCAUCAAGGAAAAGAACGAGACUAUAAAGAGAGAGGUGGAAAGUUUCAAGGGGGAAAUACUGGACGGAAUGGGGAAGAAGACUCAGAAGAUGGAGGUUGAGGGAAUUAAGUUGAAGGGUAUUGAAAGGGCAAAUAGGGAGAAAGCCACAGAGGAGCUAAAAGGGGAGAUGGUUGAAUAUGCGGAAUCUGGCUCUCAAACUGAUCCAGAUGAGAUUCUUGCCUAGUGGGCGACAUGAGAACAGACAUCACAAGAGGGGAGUUAUAUUUGGAGUAUAUUGAUUGGAGGUCAUCGGCUGGCAGUGUUUGGCGUUGAUGGGAAGGGUAGUGCAGUUGUAUUAAUUAGUAAACCCUAUUGAAAUGAUUGAACUGAAAUCCAUUAC
This is a messenger RNA of Sclerotinia trifoliorum, 3239 nucleotides long. The record is from the annotation of a GenBank genome assembly. Lineage: Eukaryota; Fungi; Ascomycota; Leotiomycetes; Helotiales; Sclerotiniaceae.